Messenger RNA from Aphanomyces astaci, 381 nucleotides. RefSeq lists its product as hypothetical. The coding region runs from base 1 to 381 and encodes 126 amino acids. The transcript has 3 exons. NCBI's taxonomy places the organism in Eukaryota, Oomycota, Saprolegniomycetes, Saprolegniales, Verrucalvaceae. The record is from RefSeq and is a predicted model, not a curated record.
AUGAAGCGAAGCCUCCACGAGCACACACAACUUCGCAUCUUCAUCAACGAUGACAACACGAUAUCCAUCGAUUGCAUGCAGGGGUGCUACUGCGUCGCAAAGGACGAGCUCCCGUACGUGUCAUCAUUGCACGCGCCGUCCACUUCUUCUCCGAGCGACGACGACACAUUGUCAGAGUCACCCAUCUCCACUGCCGACGACGACACAAGGUCCAAAGACUACACCAAGCGCGAGUCCAUGUUGUCCGUGCCCGUCGUCGCAUCGUCUCUGUGGGAGCGCGCUGCACGAGAGGACAAGUACGCCGUUGGCAAAGCGCUGUACGACAACGAACGCAUUCGCGAUUGUGUGCACCGCCAAGCCACCUUCAUCGAUGACAUGUGA